AUGGUUGGAAUAAAUGAACCUAAGUUGAACAUAACUUUACAUUGUUCUAUUACUGGACUUUAUUGUUAUAGAUUACAAAAUGAAAAUCAAAGGAUCACUGUAGCUAAACUUACUCUUCCAGAUAUUUCAGAUAAUGAUUCAAAAUCGAUAAAUGUUACAAGUGAAACCCAUCCAGUUGCUACUGAAACAGAUAAUACAUGUGACUUGAUGAAUAAUGAUCAAGAUGCAAUUUCCAGUGAUACUAGUGUUGAUGAUUCUAGUAUUUCUAGUGAUGCUUUUGAUUCAAAUAAAA
Messenger RNA from Entrophospora candida, 292 nucleotides. The record is from the annotation of a GenBank genome assembly. NCBI's taxonomy places the organism in Eukaryota, Fungi, Glomeromycota, Glomeromycetes, Entrophosporales, Entrophosporaceae.